Molecule: messenger RNA, 3063 nt
Organism: Colletotrichum karsti
Lineage: Eukaryota; Fungi; Ascomycota; Sordariomycetes; Glomerellales; Glomerellaceae
Product: putative leucine carboxyl methyltransferase
Exons: 8
Coding region: 1-3063 (1020 amino acids)
Biological process (GO): tRNA methylation; wybutosine biosynthetic process
Molecular function (GO): protein binding; tRNA methyltransferase activity
Source: RefSeq, a predicted model, not a curated record
AUGGCAACUGCAGUUCAAAAUGUUCGACGAACACAGGCCCUGGACGACCUCAUCAUGGCAACAAACAGCAGCUCCAUCACCUCCAAAAGGAGCGUUGAGCGCAUUUACUAUCCCGAUGAGCCCCAUUACUUCCGUUUCUUCGUUAAGAAGUUCCAGCGAAGGGCUCCUCUUAUCAACAGAGGGUAUCAUCUUCGGCUCAAGGUUAUUGAUACGUUGGUUCGGCGCUUUCUCGAAAAGCCCUCGAGCUUGAAAAAGGUCGUCGUCAAUCUUGGCUGCGGAAGCGAUGUAUUGCCGUGGCAGUGCGAGGUGCGCUACCCGGAAGCGUGCCAGAACGUGACUUUCGUCGACGUUGAUUAUCCAGACCUCAUCGAGAAGAAACGUCGUAUAGUUGUCGAAACCCCUGAGCUUCGGGAAAUUCUGGGAACCUGGGAGGUCAGCGACAAGUCUCCAGUCGUUCUUCAGAGUCAGAAAUACUGCCAAGUUGGCUGCGAUCUUCGAAGGCUCUCCACUCUCGGGAAUAGCCUGUCCAACCUCUUCGACUUGUCCAAGACUGAAUUUCUCUUCGUGGCCGAAGUCUCAAUCACCUACAUGGACACGGAGGGCGCUGAUGGAGUAAUCAAGUGGGCGGGUACCAUUGAGAAUGCUGAGUUUUGUUUGCUGGAGCAGAUUCUGCCGGACGGACCCGACCAUCCGUUUGCCCACACAAUGCUCAAGCAUUUCAACAAGCUGAAUACCCCAAUCAAAUCCGUCCAUCGCUACCCAACUGUUUCAAGCCAGGAGGACCGAUUUGCGACGCUGGGCUGGCCUAAAGUCGAAAGUUGGACCCUCUGGGAGGCUUGGGCUGAUGAAUUGUUCAUGACGUCGAUGGAGAGGAAAGCGCUCGACGCCGUCGAACCUUUUGAUGAGUGGGAGGAGUUUGCUCUCUUUGCCAGUCACUACGUUGUCAUCCUUGGAUCCACCCAGGGACGUCAGGAACACGCCCAUCUCUCUCUGAAAUCCGAAGACUCAGGCAUUAAAUCAUAUCAGACUCCCAUGUCCUUGUCUGCGUACGAUUCGAGCCGAGGUCGUCGACGCUUUGGCGCUGCUAUGCUUGUGGACAAGCCAGAUGGGCAGACUAUCGUGUCACACGUUCUCGGACAAGGGCCAAACGGUAGACUCAACUCUGAGGACUCGUAUCAAAUCUCCAGCCAUCGGUCACCUUCUAGCGCCCCCCGCAAUGGCCCGUCAGGCAGAGUCUGCCAUACCCUGACAGACCUAGGCAACGUUGGUGUUCUCCUCGUUGGAGGACGGACAUCUCCAUCUACAGCGUUUCAGGAUUGUUGGCUCCGCAGGAAGGUCUUCAAUACUUGGGAACGCGUGCAAGACCUCCCAUUGUCUCUGUUUAGGCACUCUGUGACGCGACUUGGAACUUCGUUUCUCGCCCUGCUUGUUGGAGGACGAUCAAAUCAUCCACAGACAUCUGCGAGCUGUCUACUCUUCGACCCUUCCAGGGGCUGGACACCAUGCAGCACCCAGUCUGCUCCACCAGCACUCUGUGGUGCCAUCCUCACCUGUAUCGGCAGCAGUGGAUUUGGAAAGUACGAGGGCAUUCUGGCCGGAGGCUUGCUCGCAGAUGGUCUUGUCAACCAGGACACAUACAUAUGGUCAUUGGAUACAUCUGGCCCCGAGCCCUUGAUUAUCUUUGAAAAUAUCGGCGCGCGUAUCAAACAACGCACGGCAAACCUUUUGUCCAGAUUCGGCUCCACAGCUACGUUAGUCAAGGGGUACGUUCUCAUAUUUGGAGGCGUAGUGAAAGACGUUCAGUUGCCUGCGGCGGACGAUAUUCUCGUUCUGAAGGUAGCACAUCGUGACGUGGAAAUUGUCGCCAAGGUUGAUGGAAUCAGCAGUGCUGGCAUUUUGCGUCCUUUCCUCGUGGGAUCUUCCGUUGUUUCUUAUGGUGAUGGGAACAUCGCCAUCGUUGGAGGGGGUGCAACGUGUUUCUCAAUGGGAACGUGCUGGACACCAGGAAGUUACAGCCUCACUUUUGAAGCGGACCGACUAUGGGAGCACAACAAGUCACCACUUUAUCCCCAUGCAUUACCGCCGGUAAAGUACUUGGAGACGGUCGAAAUCACGAGGACGGACGCGAAACAGAAUACCGAGCUUUCUGCACCUGCCACUCUCCAGCCCAUCCCUCGCGUCAAAAUUGAAUCCAAGGAGCAAUUCCAGUCAGUCUUGGACGAGGGAAACCCCGUUGUCAUUGUGGGCUCAGAUAUCGGCUGUUGCAAGUCCACGUGGUCUCCCGAAUAUCUUGUCGACAGUGUUGGGCCACACCGUGAGGUAUCAAUCCACGAGUCUGCAACCGAGAAGAUGGAUUUCAACGCCAAGAACUUCCGUUACGUGACCAAGAAGUUUGCCGACUUCAUCGAGGAGGCACGAAACGGGAAACGGCUCUACAUGAGGGCACUUUCCAACGAAGAACCGUCGAACCGUCCCACCCAACUGUCUGAGGACUAUCCUUCCUUGGCGAAAGACUUCACAUUACCCUCUCAGCUUGCUUUUGUCAGCGACAAUACUUUUAGCUCCGUUCUGCGCAUCUCCGGUCCCGUGAAUAUGUGGCUGCACUACGAUGUCAUGGCAAAUGUCUAUGUUCAAGUCGUGGGUUCAAAACGUCUCAUUUUGUUCCCACCUUCGGACGUCACCCAGUUUUCUUUUGCUCCUGGUGCAUCCAGCUCCAGCGUUGACGUUUUCUCAUCGCUUGAGUCCGACUCACUCCGCGGUGUUCACCCACACGAAGCUCUUCUGACGCCGGGAGACAUCCUCUUCCUUCCACCUCUCUGGCUCCAUACUGCCACGCCCACUUCGCAGUUGAGCGUCGCUGUCAACGUAUUCUUCCGAAACCUACAAAAAGGAUACUCGGUAGGAAGGGAUGUCUACGGCAACCGUGAUCUAGCCGCCUACGAGAAAGGACGCCAGGAUAUUGCACGCCUAAGAAGUGGUUUCAGCAAACUCCCCCCAGAUGCCCGAGACUUCUAUCUUCGACGCUUGGCAGAUGAGCUCUUACAGUCAAUAAAGGACGUGUAG